This is a messenger RNA of Striga hermonthica, 942 nucleotides long. Lineage: Eukaryota; Viridiplantae; Streptophyta; Magnoliopsida; Lamiales; Orobanchaceae. The record is from the annotation of a GenBank genome assembly.
AUGGAGGGCUAUUCGAGAAAAGACGAACAAGGGUGUCAUCAGUUUCUUGAUUUGAUUCCUAAAGAAAGAAAAUUGGUUGUUGCUGGGAGUUCAGAAGUUCAAAGCCAUGGCCUUUCAGAAGAUCAUCAGAAGCUUGAGCUGAGCCUGGGCCCACCAGGCGGCAGCGAUUGGGCCGUCACGGACAGCAACAUCGCCUGUAAAAAUCGAAACUUUAGCGAUUUCGGAUGUUUUCGGAACAGCCCUUGUCCUGAAAGCCGCCUUGUCUUGAGAUCUCCAUGGCAAAGCCAAGCUAAGAAAGCAGCUCAUCUUGGUGAUCUCAACUAUCUUGCUGUGACGAAUGAAUCAUCACAGCCCAGUAGCAUUAGAGUAGCUGUUGAUUCGAAAAAUACUCCUGCAAAUACAGCUGUGCCUAAUGCUAGCGGUGCCCAGAAAAGGACUGCCCCUACUCCAGUUGUGGGAUGGCCUCCCAUUCGAUCCUUCCGGAAGAAUCUUGCAACCGGCAGCUCGUCUAAAUCGACUUCUGACCCAAAAGAUGCCGUCCCAGGAAAGAAUUUCGAUGGGAAAUCAGCUGAUAAUCGCCCGAAAACUCUGUUUGUCAAGAUUAACAUGGAUGGGGUUCCUAUUGGAAGAAAAGUGGAUCUCAAAGCGUAUGAUAGUUAUGACAAACUCUCGUGUGCUGUGGAUGAACUAUUCAGAGGCCUUCUUGCAGCUCAAAGUGAUUUUUCAGCUGAGGAGGAAAGGAAAGUUGCAGGAGGCUUGCUGAAUGGGAAUCGGGAAUACACGCUCGUUUAUGAAGACAAUGAAGGUGACAGGAUGCUCGUUGGGGAUGUGCCAUGGCACAUGUUCGUCUCAACUGUGAAGAGGCUUCGGGUGUUGAAAAGCUCUGAACUACCAGCAUUCUCUCGUGGAAGCAACAAACAGGGGAAGCAACUCGACGGUUGA